UGCUGGAGGGUCGGGUGUGCGAGGUGCAGGAGAAUUUCGACCAGUUGGAAGGCCUCAAUGCGCAGGAAAUUGCAAAAAUAAAACACAUGUUACUGAACACCAACAGUGAGCUGGAACAGUCACAGGCACGCCUGAAGGAGACAACAGCAGCGCUUACCAGCGCUGAGUCACGGCUGGCCUGGGCAUCAUCGCUGGAACAGCGCGUCGCUGCACUCAGCGAUGAGAAGACAGAGUUAGAGACCCAGGUAGCCGGACUCUCUAAAAAACUCGAUGUUGCUAAUGCCAGAUAUAAAUCACUGGAGGAGAGUAAGAAAGAAGAAACAGAACACUUAGAGUACCGGAUCAGUACUCUAGAGCAGCGGUACUCUCACACUGCACUCCAGGAGUCUGACAAGGUGCAGGUACUCAUGAAGGAGAGGGAGGCCAUGGAACACUGCCUGGAGGAGGCCAGACAGCAACUUAACAACAUCAAGGCAUCAUGGAGUGACAAAAUCACAGCUCUGGAGAAUCAGAUCCGACAUCUGAACGCCAAGAUUGCUGAAGAUCAGUCUGAUCUGCAAGAGGCAGAGGGACGGACCGAGGCGCUGAUGUCCGAACUCAGCACCCUGAAGGCCCAGAACCUCUUUGGUGGCGAGAAGGCAGAGAUGGAGGAGAAACUGGCAUCAGAGGCUUCACUGCUGAAGGAGGAUCUGGAGACUGUGCGGUGGCAACUCAACAACACUGUUGUUGAGAAGGACACUCACAUCGACACUCUGCGCCAACAGCUGAGUGCGGAGGAAGUAAAGCAUCAGUCUUGUGCUGGCGUUCUUCAGUGCAAGUUGGAAAAUAUUGCCACAUUAGAGCAGAGGUUGAUGGAAAUGGAGGAGGAAGCAGUGGUCGUUAAGGAUAAUUUAACGACGGCUCAGGCAGAGUUGGUAUCGGCACAGAACGAGAAGAAGUCACUGCAGGAGACACUACAGCAGCUACGAACUACCCUGGAAACCCUAGAGCGAGGCAAACUAGAAAUCAAAUCAAAGUUAGAUACGGUUAGUAGCGAGAAGGCGACGCUUUCUAGGAAUCUUGACGAAUACGUGGACAAGGUGGGAGCACUAGAACGACGUGUGAGGACGCUGGAGAACGAGGCUGAGACAAACACGACAAUGCUCAGCGAGACGGAGGCUGAGCUCACAAGGGUCAAGCUGGAGUGUGAGGCGCUCAGGACACAGCUCAGAAGCUCGGAAGAUGACCUGGCCAGCAAGAUAGAAGCAUCGGAGAUCAUAAGCGGCUUGAAGGAGAGAGUGAAGAACCUGGAGGAUGAACUGGCGGAGAAGAAACAAGCACUGAAGGUGCAGGGUCAGAGAGUGGCAGACAUGAAGAAGACAAUCCAGCGAGAGCUGAGACUGACGGCAGACACAGCGGCAGAUAUCGUGGCAGACCAUCGCACUGACGCCAGACCUCGCGAUGCUUCUCCUGUCACCAAUGGACUGGCAACCAACACCAGCGCUGACAAUGGUCUUAACGUCAACCACACCUACCUCAAACACGUCAUCAUCAAGUAUCUAACGUCCAGGGAGUACGAGGCGGUUCACCUGACUCGCGCCGUGGCGACGCUGCUCAACAUGACGACCGAGGAGGAAAGGCUGCUGCGGGAGACACUAGAGUGGAAGAUGUCGUGGUUUGGAUCCAAACCAAAUUUGGGUAAAGGCCAGACUGCCAAGACAAUCCCUCCAUCACAAUGACACCCCUGGUGGUGGUCAUAGCAGUGCCUCAUCUGGCUCUUAUCAACUCUUUUUUAAGACAUCAGGAGCCAUUGACUGUAUAAAUUAAUAAAUUACAGCUGGGAAAAUGUUUGUACUGCAGAUUAAAGGGAUUCAGUCAAGCUUUCUUAUGAAGCUCUUUUAAAUACAACCAGCUUUCUUAUAAAGCUCUUUUACACAGCAGCUGAAAGGAUAUUCAUAGUCCAUGCUGUUCCAUAUUGGAUGAACUUUUUCAGUCAUGUUUAUGAAAAAUUUUACUGAGUAGAUGAGCUUUGUAAGAGAGCUGACUGCACAUAGUGGUGCUUUAUGAGCUGACUGUAUUGAUAAAAUCUCAAUUAGUAUUGGCCUUCCUGCAAAAGGAUGUAAAGCCAGAUGUACUGUGUUAACCCUUUUGAGCCCUAGUUCCUAGGCCUUUUGUGUAUCCAUGUGCUCCUGCACUACCUUCUGCAGGAUGGAUACGCGGUGCACAACAAACUAUUCACUUCAGCGGCAAAAUCAGUCAUACACACACACAAAAAAGAGUGACCUGAAGAAAUCCAUUGGAACACGGGAAGUCUGGUGAACAUUUUGAACAACUGUGGAACAACUGCAAGGUAGCAAAUACUUUAUUAAUAUAAAAUUUGCACUGUAUUAUAUUGACUAGUGACUAAAAAGAAAAGCAUCAUAUUUUCGGAAGUUUCACGUUUAUGCUGAAAAUUCAUAUUUUCAAAAAUGAUUUCUCUAUUUUUUUAAGCAUUUUACAAUUUUUUUUUUUAAACUGCCCAGAUUAAAGUACUGGCUUAAGCUGCCCAAAUUGCAACCCUGGCUGGCCCAUUGCUGCACAAAAUCCUGUGGUUAUUGGUUUAAAAGUCAUUUACCAACUAAAGACAUAUUGGAUAUCUCAAUCACUGAGGAUAUUUGUAAGCCCGGGCAUCUAUUCAGAAGUUCCUCAAUAAAACUGUUUGAUAAUCAAAGCAAUGCCACUUUUGAAAGCUGCAAAUUUUGUAGUACAACUGUACUGUAAUUACCUUCAUUAACUUGUAGAUAAUUUUGCACCAGUACUUAACAGCUUUGGCACUCUUAAUUCUACAGUUAUCUAAUUUGUGAAGUCUUAUUAACCUUGUUAAAGCAAGGUCAUUAAGAUUGUAUCUUCCUGAAGUUGUUGGGGGAUAAAAACACGAUUUUCUCGGGUGUUAGAUGACAGGUACCUUUAUCCUUGAGAUAAUUCUGUAUUCUUAUGUAUUAUAAACCUGCCUAUAUGUAUAUUACAAACCUGCCUUUUUGUAUAUUUAAUUUUAGUGUAAUACAGGAGUUGACGUGUGUAGUGACAAUAUUGAAAGAUGUUAUACCUUCAUUUAUUGUACAGGAAAACUGGCAUCAUAUAACGACUUUUGAAGGAUGUUAUGCCCACACUUAAUAUACAGGAAAGCAGGCAUCAUAUAACAACUUUACAAAGAUGUUAUACCCACAUUUCUGGGCCAAAGAUUAUUAUAAACAUUAUUAAUAUUUAACUGAAGGUUUUAAAUGGGCAGACUAACAUUUUGGUGGUUGGUUUCAAGAAGCUUAUGAUUUACAUAGCAUGUAAUCCAACAUUUCUUGUAAAUGUUGCAAGUUUCUAACACUGUAGCAGUGUUCAUCUCUGGUGGUGUUCACUUGAACUUUCAGCUCUCAUAAAGCUGAACAAAUGUGCCUCCCUGUGUUACCAUUUUCUAAGACUCAGAACAAAGUUUGUUCCGUCACAGAUGUUUGAACGCACUGAUGGAUGAGUCUGGCGAACGCGAUAAUGUUCAUACAUUUGAGAUAUACGUACAUUUAUACAUUACAUACAUUAUGAUGUAUUUUUUACAGCACUAACUAUUAUAGCUUGGUACAGUGCUAUGUAAUGUUAUGUAUUAAUUUUAUAUGUAUCUUCAGAGACUACAUAACUGACCAGCUCAGAUGAUAUGAUACAUGCCAUCAAAAAGUUUUUGGCUUUAAUGGCAAUGCAGAAAAUUCACUGAGAAAAUGAAGCUGCUUGGUAGGUGGGUGGAUGAUGGUAGAUCAGAUCCUAUCUUAUGGCUUCUUGAGCCAGACUGUGGAAGAUACAAGACCAGUAAUUCUCAACAACUUAUGGCUUCGUGUUUAUGAUAGUUGGUGUAAUGCUUUUGGGGGGAGGAGGACACAUGGCUUCCUGGUGGGGAAGAUAGGUGAAAAGUGAGUGAUAGUUGAUGUGUUUCCUCUUUCACCUUGACAUAUCUUAGUGGGGAAAGAGCAGUAUUAAAACAAGGUCAGUCUAUUUAAAAAGGUCAGUUGUUUUACAACAAAAGUUUAUCUAAAAGUUGGUCAGUUAUUAGGCCUCAAAACAGUGUUUUGUUUCUAGUCAGGUUAACUUAAGUCAUUAAGUUUGUUCAGUCAGUCUUCAAUUUAAUGAUCAACUUCAACUCUUGCAUCAGAAAUUUAAAUACAGUGGUACCUCGAGUUACAAACGUAAUUUGUUCCAGAAGGCUGUUCGAGUGCCAAUACCGAACAAAUUUGUUCCUAUAAGGAAUAAUGUAUAUUAGAUUAGUCUGUUUCUGACCCCCAAAAAUACACUUAGAACAGAACUUGCAAAAAAUACACUUACAUAAUUGUUUGAGUUGGGAGCUGUUCGAAACUCAAAGUACCACUGUAUAUUGAUUUAUGUACAGUAUACCCUCAGUGCUGAGUCACCAUCUGGAAAAGACCCGGGCCAGGACAAGACCGGUGAACCUACUACAGUAGACCCUCAUAUUACGGAUUUAUUUGGCACACUUUGGUUAUUACGCUAUUGAAAAACUGCAGCAUAAUUUUAUACAACGCUUUGUAAAAUUAACUUAACACAGUUUGGUUUGUGGAAGGGGAAAAAAUUUAGAGCAUCGCCCGUGGAAUAUUUCCCUAGCUCAGGCUGCCAUCUGGCUGUGGGUGAAACCACUGUCUCUGCAGGGCUGCACCGGGCUUCAAGGCAGCAAAGGAUCGCUCCUCCUUGCUUCUUUGCGGUAAUAUGUCAGAUGAUUUCAAGUGUAAGCCCAUGGUUAUUUACCACUCUAACAAUCUUCGUGCUUUGAAAGGUGUAGAUAAAAACACCUUACCAGUAAUUUGGAGGUCAAACCAGUCAGCAUGCAUAACAAAGGAAAUAUUCAUUGACUGGUUUAAGCAUAACUUUAUUCCUGAAGUCAAGUUUUUACCUGCACAGCAAGAACUUUGCAUUCAAGGCUCUCUUUAUUCUUGAUAAUUCCUGUACUCAUCCAGAAGCUUUGCUGGAUGUGACCCCACAUGUAAAAGUUGUAUUUUUACCUCCAAAUACAACAUCUUUAAUACAAUCACUGAAUCAGGGAGUUAUUAAGUCAUUCAAGUGAAACUACACAAGAAAAAUGAUGAAAAAAAUAGUUGCAUCAAUGGACUCUGACUCCACCUGGCAGUACCAAGCUUAUAGAUUAUUGUAUAAUGUACUGCAGGGUAAAGAAGCCAGAGAUCCAUUACAGAAUUUAUGCACACUCCAAUACAACCAUCAACUUUAGUACCAGAGCCUCAACCAUUCACUUCUGCUGCCAACCAACAACCAUCCACCUCAGCCCAGUAGAGCCACACCAUGCAUAUCCACUCUCUUCACAAUCACUGACAUACACCAGCAACCACAUUUUAAGGUAAAUAAUAUUUCUGUUGCAUUUGUGGUCUUAAGCAAGAAAAACAACAUCAUCAUUUUUAUUUUUGUAAGAUCUUGAUGUCUAAAAAAAAAAAAAGUUAUUUGGCUUUUUUUUUUUAGGGGGGGGGGAGUAUCCUGGGAAUGUAACCUUAAUUUUCCCAUAAGUUCUUCAGUUUAUAUGGAUUUAUCUAACAUGGCAUUUUCAGGAACGUAACUACCAUAUAAUAUGAGGGUCUACUGUAUGUUUAUAUUUUACUUUAGUAAGAAAUAUUACAUAAUCUAUUUUUCUGCUAUAUAUAUAAUAUAUUAUUAUUAUUAUUAUUAUUAUUAUUUUAUUAUAUGUACUCUUUUGCCCUUUCUUUUUUUUGGUCGCCUGCCUCAUUGGGUAAUAGCCAGUGUGUUGACAACUUUUUUUUUUUUAACAAACCGGCUGUGUCCCAGCAAAGCAGGUAACCCCAAAAGGGUGUUAACAAUAUAUAUAUAUAUAUUAUGACAUGCCAUACAUAUCGUAAGAGUCAACUAAAAUACUGGGAGCAAGGGGGCUAGGAACCCCUUCUCUUGUAUACAUUACUAAAUUUAAAAAGGAAAACUUUAAUUUUUCUUUUUUAAAACUUUUGAUUUUCUUUUUUGGGUCACCCUGCCUUGGUGGGGUACAUCACUGACCCCUUAAUGGUCAGUGCCAUAGUUCUAUAUCAUAAGCUCAGAUAAGCUGCACCAUAAAAAAAGAAAGCCCUACCCCACGCAGUGCAUGAUAAAAAAAAGGGACCUAGUUUUUGGUUUAAAAUAGUGACUUUGCAGUGUAAUUUUGGAUGUUUUUUUUUUUUUUUUUUUUUUGGUAUCAUUGGAUAGAGUGGAAGAUAUAUUACAGAAAUAGAGAUGAUUUUGAUUGCAGAAAUAUUUGAGAAUUUUCUCCAGCCUGGACAUACAAAAACCAAAGUUCCACUGUAUUACAAUAAUGCAUAACAGUAAAUCUUAUUUUUUUUUAGUAUGAAUAAAAACUCAAAACAAAACUUGUGCGUAAUAUUGGAGAGGUUUGGGGAUGUAACUAAUGAAACAGAGGAAAUGUUAUUUUAGUGCCAUGAAUGUCUGCAUUGUUUAUUCUAGACCCUAUUUUGAAAUUGGCACUUUCUGAAUUUUGUGUGCUAUUUGCCAAAUUACCAAUUUUUGAUCACUUUAUUGGGUAGUUGGAAUAGGCGAAUGGGUGGUUUCUUGUGCUUAGUCAAUAAAAUAGAAGGCAUACUAGUGAAAUUGUUGAGAAUUUAGUCGACUGAAACAAUGUAAUUGGCCUAAAAUAGGCAUCAAAAUGGGCUGAAUCACAGACCCAUAAAUAUUGCUGACACAGCAAAAUUCUGAUAGCUUACUUCCAUCAUUUUUCUGUCAUAUUUCAUACUUUUUGUUUUAUUACUUUCAGAUAAAGAUUCUCUACCAUUUCAUAAAAAAAUAAAACUUUUUUUUUUAAAUUCUUGAACCACAUGUACAAGUUUCAGAUCGGGAGUCUGGACCCCUGCAGUUGUUAAUUCCAUCUAAAUCUUAACCCCUAAACUGUCCACACGUAGAUAUACGUUCACGUGCGGCAGGCUCCGAACGUAGAUCAGUGUUUGAUUUUUCAUUCCUUCAAAAUUGGCGUGAUAGGCCUGAAUUGCCUAGGCAUGAGAGAAUGGAUGUGCACACAUUGAAAAAAAUCAAGGAUGCUGGGGUACUGAGUGGCAACAUCAGUUAGUUUCAGCUCCAUUUUGGGUCAACAUCAUGGUAAACCCCCGUGAUUCACUGACGCCUCGGUGUAUUAAUACGUACUCUACUAUUCCCGGAAAGUGAUACAGAACGCGAGUUUAGUGGUUUUGACUCUGAUAUAGCCGCUGAAGAUCAAGGAAUUAGUGAAACUUUUGUUGAUAACCUAGAUGACCCUCAGGCCAAGACCUCUGGGGUAGCCAGCAUGGAUAGUGUGGACAGUGUGGCCAUGCCAGACCCUCAGCCCAGCACUUCUGAGGUGGCCAGUGUGGUUAAUGUGGCCAUGUAGCCACAAUAGACCCUCAGGCCAUGACCUCUGGGGUGGACAGUGUGGCCAUACCAGACCCUCAGCCCAGCACUUCUGAGGUGGCCAGUGUGGCCACAACAGACCCCUCUGGGGUUGCUAGUGUUUCUUCCCAAAGGCAACUCUGCAAGAGGAAAUUAUAAUUUUCCAUGCAUUAUGGUGAUAACAAUAGUGAAAGUGAUAUAAGUGACGAUGAUGAAAUCGAUUUUAUGCCGAUAGACGAUUCAUCGAGUGAAAGUGAUUAUCAUUUUCCCCCAGUGAAAUGUACUUUUAGGCGUCAUAACCUAUGUUCAGGCAGUGUGCCACAUGUAGUCGGUGGCAAGGGUCGUGGCAGGUCACGAUCCGAAACCCCAGCCACUGAUAGUGAUAGUGAUAAUGAAGGUGAAUAUGCUGGGAUGGAGGAAGAGGGGGGGUGGCAUGGUGCCUGAACCUCGUGGCGCAGUGAGUGGGCAGACAAAGGACCACCCAGUACCUUCUCAACCAUGUGCUUCCUCCACUCCUGACCUCCCUACUGCUCCCCCAUGCCACAGGUCCACCCUGCACCAUGUGACCCCAAAUGGAACUGGACAGAAAGUACACCAUUUCUGCCACAUCCUUUCAAUUUUGAUGCCAGUGGAAGUGGCAUCAUGCCACACUCUCCCAUCACAAAUGAGACUACAGAGUUAGACUAUUUUCAACUAUACUUUGAUGAGUUGAUAAUGAACCUAAUUGUUACCCAGAUCAACAUGUACCACCAGUAUACAAUGGACCACACAGAUGUUUCAGAGUCUUCAUGGCUGCGCAGGUGGAAAGAUACAACUGUGGCUGAAAUGUAUUUAUUCCUUGGCACUGUCAUGCUUAUGCCACACAUUUGUAAGAACAAUAUAGCACACUACUGGUCCACAGACCACUUCAUCAGUACUCCAGUCUUCUGUGACCUCCUUCCCUGUAACAGAUUCACUCUGUUGCUACGAAUUUUACACUUCUCAGACAGGAAUACGCCAAACAGAAAUGACCUCUUAUACAAAAUCCGGGAAUUGUUUAUGUAUCUGAAGCAAAAAUUCAGCGCCUACUUUUAUCCAUUCAAGAACAUUUUUGUCGACGAGUCCUUAGUUCUGUUCCAGGGACGGCUGUCAUUCAGACAAUAUAUACCAAGCAAACGUAAUCACUUUGGUAUAAAACUCUUCGUUGUGUGACUGUGAGACUGGUCUUGUGUUGGAUGUCAUUAUCUACACAGGGAAAAAUACACUCGGUGAUACCAGGCGCAUGUUGGGCAUUUCUGGGGAUGUUCUUCGCAAGAUGAUGGGGCCAUACCUUGGCAAAGGUCAUACAUUGUUCACAGACAACUGGUAUAAAAGCCCUAUGCUCACUGAUUUCCUACGUGUGAACAGUACUGAUAUAUGUGGAACAGUGAGAAGAAGUAGAAAACACAUGUCAAGGUUCAAUGGAGGAAGUCCAGUAGAAGCAUUUCAUGCCAGUGACAUCAUGGCACUGACGUGGCAUGACAAAUGGGACGUGAUGUUGCUGUCAACCAUCCACAGAAACAAGAUGGUACAAACAGACAGGCUGAGCAGGUUUAACAAUGCACCUGUUGUAAAGCCAGCUGCUGUCAUCGACUAUGCGAACAAUAUGCGACUAGUUGACAAGUGUGACAUGAUGAUAGGGUUUGUUGACUGUGUGCAUAGGAGUCGCAAGUGGUAUAUAAAAGUUUUUUUCCACUUUGUAGACAUUGCAAUGCUCAGUGCUUUCAACGUGUAUGAAAUAAAGACUGGGAAGUGACAACGAUAUGCAGAAUUCACCCUCAAUAUCAUCAAGUUGAUAGCGAAAAAGUAUGGUACCACACCUAUAUCUGUCACUUCACAGUGACCUGUCACCCCACAACAGUGACCUGUCACUCCACAAGAAGAGGGGGAAGUGCCCGACCGAAUAAUCUCUAACUGUCACUGCCUGAUACCAUUACCAUCUACUCCAAAGAAGUACUCUCAGAAAAGUGUGUUGUGUGUGCUUACACUAAACAGCAACCCUGAGUGCAAAAAGACACACAAUACAUGUGUCAGCAAUGUGGGGUGGCACUCUGUAUGAAUCCAUGCUUCUUGGAGUACCAUACAGUGGUGGACUUCUAGAAACAUAAAUGCAACUUGUAAAUCCCUUGUAUAUACAGUGGAACCUCACCUAACGAAUGCAUCGAAUAACGUUAAAUCCGCCUAGCGAUACAUUUUAAUGCAAAAAUUUUGCCUCGGCUAGCGCUAAAAAACUCGCUUA
Molecule: messenger RNA, 9628 nt
Organism: Cherax quadricarinatus
Lineage: Eukaryota; Metazoa; Arthropoda; Malacostraca; Decapoda; Parastacidae
Product: golgin subfamily A member 1-like
Cellular component (GO): Golgi apparatus
Source: RefSeq, a predicted model, not a curated record